GUUGGAUUCAAGUUAAUCAUCUUAAUGAUGGUUGCAUUGGCUGUUUCAAUAUUCACUUUUGUAAUACUAACAAUAAGAGCAGGAAGAAGAGAAAUGUAUUUGCGUUUUGCACUUAUAAAGCAAAUAGAAGCAACUCAACAAGCAGAAAGGAAAAGUAUGAACAAAAGCACUGCAUUUGCACUUGUAAAUCAUGAUGUUAGAGCUUCUCUUUCUGGAAUCAUUGGAUUAAUCGAGAUGUGUCGCGCCCAGGCUUCGCCAGAAUCCGAAUUGGUGAAGAAUUUGAAUCAUAUGGAAUCUUGGACGAACGAUCCUUUAGGUUAGUGUUUUAUAGGUCAGUCGGAUUUAACUUAUAUAUUCUGACAAUCUAAAAAACGGUUAUAGUAGCAAAGUACUUUAACAUGUUAUGUCGUAGCAGUAGUUUGUCUUAUUUCCUACGUAAUUGUAUUUCCUACGUAAUUGUAAUGUGGCCUUCAUUUUGAUUGUUCUCAAGUGGGCCCUUUCAUAUAGGCAUAAGCCUUUAGCAACAAAUCUGGUGGAAGAUUGAACUUGGGCACCAAGUUUUGAUAUGUGUGAUUUGAUACAUUUGUUCAUGACAUAAGCCAUGACAUCACAAGCUUGGAGACCAAGUACAUUCUUGCUAUAAAUAGAAGAGCUACCAUCAGUUGAAAACACACCAAAACAAUUUGAAGAGCUUCUCUUUCUCUUUCUCUUUGUCAUCUUCUUUUCUUUUAGAGUAUUAUUGUAAGAGAGUUGGGAAACACUUGUGUGAAUCCUUCUUUUGGAGUGAUCUCGAGGUUAUUCUCUUGGGUUAAUUAGAGUAUUUACUCUAAUUUUUUACUCUCUAUUGUACUCUUAUUGAUAUAGUGAAAUUGCUCCUCUCCACUUGUGACGUAGGUCACACUGACUGAACCACAUUAAAUUUGUGCUUCAUUAUUUUCUUUACUUGCCAUUGUUAUCAACUAACUAUUGUCUUUGUUUUUGUCAUUAUAAUGUUGUUUGGCUAAAUUCCUCAUUACCUGGGUUACCGAUCCGAACAAUAAUUGAUCUCACUUUUAUUGAGCGAUUACCUGUCAUAUAUGGAAUCUUGCACAAAUAAUCUUUUAGGUUAGUGUUUUAGUUAACUUAUUGAGAUAAAUCGGAUUUAACUUAUAUACUUUGACCAUCUAAAAAACUCUUAUGGUAUCAAUGUAUUAUAACAUGUUAUGUCAUUGCAGGUAAAUCUGUCUUAUUUCCUACAUUGUUAAUCCCACUUUACAGCCCUAGAACAUUCAAUCUGUUUUUGCAAAUAGUCGGCCUCUCAACGGUUCCUCAAUCCUGGAGACAAAUCUUCAAUGGAGAUUGCCAAAGUUUCACCUUUACAUCUUCCAGGAUCGAACCAAUGCUCUACCACUUGUUGUAUUUCUUCAUUCUAGUUUCAAUAUUACCUGAAAAGAUGAUGAUCGUUUACCUUUUCAUCCCGUUACUUAAAACAUGUUCGAAUAAUGGAGAAUGAAUUGCCUAUAGUUGUGAAGGCGUACGCAAAGAGGAUGUUGAAAACGUAGCUAAAAUCAUCUUCCACUGCCCAAUCCUAGGAUUCAGUCGUGAUUCUUGUCCAGCCUCAUGAUACUUAAGCAUUGGAAGCUGAAGAACCCGUGCUUCAAUGGUGGUCUUUGACAAGUUGCCUUUAGCAUCUCUGUUAACUGCCUGCGGUUUAACAUUUUUGUGUAUCUUUGUCCUGGGACAAUUAGGAAAAUCUCCAUACAUACAUGGGUUUUGCAUCACUGCCAGCCUGAAUCGCAGGCAACAUCAGAUACCUAAGUCCAAUGUUGUACUUCUAUUGAAAGUAGUCAACAACAGAUGUCCUUGUUUCGGUCCCAUCAAUGGAAAACAUUAUAUCCUUCACUGGUUGAGUGAACACCUCUGAGAUCUUGUAGCGUCUAACACCUUGAUGACAUACAUCUACCCUUUACAACUUUCAGAACCCUUUUUACCCUUUUUACGGUCCUGAUCAGACAUGAACUGUUAACAUGAAUCUCGUGUUUCUUAAUAGGUAUUAAGGGUUCUGAAAGGUAUUAAGGGUAGAGAUACGUCAUCAAGGUGACGCUACAAGAUCUCCUGGGUGUUCACUCAACCAGUAAAGGAAUUAGAAUAAGGACAUCUGUUGUUGACUACUUCCGACAGAAGUACAACAUUAGACUCAGGUAUCUAAUGUUGCCUAGAUUCAGGCUGGCAGCGAUGCAAAGCCCACGUAUAUAUGGAGAUUUGCCUAAUCGUCACAGGAUAAAGAUACACAAAAAUGUUAAAUCGCAGGCAGGUUACAGAGAUGCUAAGGCCGACUUGUCAAAGACCACCAUUGAAGCACGGGUUCUUCAGCUUCUAAUACUAAAGUAUCAUGAGUCUAGAUAAGAGUCACGAGUGGCUCCUAGGAUUGCUCAGUGGAAGAUGAUUUUAGCUACGUUUUUAACAUCCUCUUUGUGUACGCCUGCACAACAAUAGGCAAUCCAUUCUCCAUUAUUCCAAUAUGUUUUAGGUAACGGGAUGAGAAGGUAAACGAUCAUCAUCUUUCCAAGUAUAAUUGAUACUAGAAUUAAGAAAUCUCAACAAAUGGUAUCAAUAGCGUUGACCUGAUCCUUGAAGGUAUAAAGGUGAAACUUUGGUUAUGCAAGAUACCAUAUGACAGCUCCAACAAAAGUGGGAUUAACAACAUAUGAAAUAAGAUAGGUUUACCUGCAACGACAUAACAUGUUAUAAUACAUUGAUACCAUAAGAGUUUUUUUAGAUUAUCAGAGUAUAUAAGUUAAAUCCGACUGAUCUCAAAGAGUUAACUAAAACACUAACCACAUUGAUAACUUCUACCACCAAGACUUAGAGUCUCGUGAUAUAUGUGAGAGUCUCUUACACAGUAUGUGUUGAUUCAAUUAGCGUUGUCCCGACCCCUUCCCCCUUUUCCUUUUUCUAAUCCCCUAUGUAUGUUAUAUAGAAAAAACAUGUUAUAGAGAAAAAAAGUUGAAAUAAAUAUAGCGUUUCACUUUUUAAACUUGGAGGGUUCAAAUGCAUUUGAUCUGGUAAGUUUUUGUUUUAGUGAUUCUACUAGUUCUGUAAUCUACAUUUUGUGCAAUACAUUAGUCCUCAUAUAGAUACACAUUGAACUGCCGUACAAUAUUAAAAAAAAAAUUAAACUUUUACUGCUAGAUUAGUUAACUAUGAUCUGGUAAGUUUUUGUUUUAGUGAUUCUACUAGUUCUGUAAUCUACAUUUUGUGCAAUACAUUAGUCCUCAUAUAGAUACACAUUGAACUGCCGUACAAUAUUAAAAAAAAAUUAAACUUUUACUGCUAGAUUAGUUAACUAUGCAUGUAGAGGUGGAUUCAAGAUUUAAGGGCAGUUUUCUAGGUUACAUAUCGUUUACUUUUGUGCGUGUGUGUGUGUGCGCGCGUGCGUGCGCGCAUGCACCUGUGUAUAGCCUUUCUUAUGCUAGUAAGGGUUUCCUUUAUAAUCCACAAUGAUAUAUAUAUCAAGGCUAAUUAAUAGUUUGAUAUGCUUUAAUUGAACUUACUAGUUCAUAAAUGAAGUGUAUGUAAUAUCAAAGUUAUGAUCUUUUUUCUUCAGCCAUAUUGAAUUCUAUUCUUGACCAAAGCAAGAUAGAACAAGGGAGGAUGCAACUUGAAGAAGAAUCCACAAUGAUAUAUAAAUCAAGGCUAAUUAAUAGUUUGAUAUGCUUUAAUUGAACUUACUAGUUCAUAAAUGAAGUGUAUGUAAUAUCAAAGUUAUGAUCUUUUUUCUUCAGCCGUAUUGAAUUCUAUUCUUGACCAAAGCAAGAUAGAACAAGGGAGGAUGCAACUUGAAGAAGAAGAAUUCAAGAUGGAAGAUCUACUAGAAAAUGUUGUCAACAUCUAUUACCCGAAUACAGCGAUGAACAAUGUCGACGUGUUACUACAUCCGUGUGAUGGUUCUGUCGCAAGAUUCUCUCGCGUUAAAGGCGAUAGGGGAGAAUUCAGACGAAUACUGAGUAACUUGUUGCAUAAUGCAGUUAAAUUUACCUCAGAGGUCCACAUUACUCUUAAGCUUGGGCUCGAAAACCAUUUUGGUCAAACUUCCAAUCUUGCUCCGAGUAUAAGUAACUCUAGUAUUGGUUGUGUGUCAUGCUUACGUUUACAGAACGAUGAAUCUUCCGCAGAAGUGCAAGUACUAAAUAGAGUUCAGCAAGAUCCCAACUGUGUGGAGUUCCUAUUCGAGGUGGAUGAUACGGGGAAAGGAAUUCCCAAAGAGAAACAGAAAUCAGUUUUUGAGAACUAUAUAUGUUCAAGUGAAUGAUCAAACAACUUCUGUUCAUGGAUCACAAGCAGGCACUGGCUUAGGGCUCGGGAUUACUCAGUCGUUGGUUCGGUUAAUGGGAGGUGAAAUAGGUAUCGUCGACAAGAAAAUUGGUGAAAAGGGCACUUGCUUUAGAUUCAACAUAUUCCUGAAAGCAUGGGAUCAGCCUCAAGCUCAAGAAAAUCAAGCAGUUAGCGUUAAUUAUGCAAGAGAAGAAGAUUUGGAGUCUCAUUUAGGAGGUAUAUCUAGUGACUCCUAUUAUGGUAUCACUAGCCAUCAAAAACCAGAAAAUUCCAAUGUCGUUCUUUUCAUUAAGGAGGAAGAAAGAAGCCGAGUUCUUUGUAGAUUCAUGAAGAAGAUAAUAGGCUUAAAGGUAUAUGUUGUGAAUCGACACGAGGAGUUUUCUCAAACUCUCAAGAAGGUAAAAAGGAAUACAACCAACUUUGCAUCAUACAACUCCUCCUCAUCCUCAGGGACAUCAAAGGAAAUUCCCCUCAGUGCUUCAGAUGGAACGGGUAUCAAUGAUCAUAUCAAUAUCUCAUCAUUUCAGAGGAGGGGUGGAGGACUUAUAAGAUUCAUCUUGAUCAUAAUUGACACAAGUGUUGGACUAACUAGAGAAAUAGGCCGUGCUAUGGCUGAGUACCGGAAGGACUUUCCCAAGAAUGUGUCCCUUCGAGUUGUUUGGCUCGAUAAACCAGGUGUAGAGGAGGAUAAGCUACCUUCGACAGAUAUAGUCAUGGCAAAACCACUACAUGGUUCUCGUUUAUAUCGUGUCCUCGAAUUUGCACCAGAGUCUGAAGGUACAAAUUUACCAACCGUCACACAAGAAAUAAAGGAUGAAACAACUUCAAGAAUGAAGAUUCAGCAACCUCCAAUGAGGUCCAGAAGUCCACCCUUAGAAGUGAAGAGACAGGAUAUAUCUGUUGAUGUUAACGGAAGUUCUAGUGAGAACUUACCUUUAACAGGAAAGAAAAUUUUGGUGGUUGAGGAUAAUAAAGUACUACUUAUGAUAUGCAAAACCAAGGUUUCUAGCUCAACCACUGACGCAUGCGAAAAUGGUGAAAAAGCUCUAGCUCUUGUCCGCAAAGUCCUUAGUGAUCAACGCGAUAUAGGGCCAUCCACUCCUUCACCACCAUUUGAUUAUAUUCUGAUGGAUUGUCAAGUAAGAUGUGGUUCGUAUUCAUUUUUCAGGUUGAAAACUAUGUGGCUUAGAUCCUCCAAAAAUGCCUUUCCACCCACGUCAGAUCCUAAAAAAUGCAUAAUAGUUGAAAGAUCAGACAUAAGUGUGACGACAACGACACCUUUGGAGGAUCCGAUAAACAUUGGUUGAAAAAGGACUUCAGUUGAGGUUUUAUUGAAGGGUUCACAAAUGGCAUAUUUUUUGUAUUGAAAAAAAGAAAAGAUGAACUGCUACGAGCAAUAGAUUUUGAAGUAAGAUAAACUUUUAAAGCAUUGAGAUUUCAUUUGCAUAAAUUACUGCUUUUGGAGGUCCAACUAGUAGAGCUACUCAUUUAAAAUGUUGAUUGCAUAAUGGUACUACUAUUAAUUUGCAUUACCAGUGUAUAUAAUGUAUAUCCGUCUUUGUUUUAUGGUUUGGAAGAUGCCAGAGAUGGAUGGAUUUGAAGCAGCCAAAUGUUAGGGAAGAAGAGGCACGAUAUGGAAUUCGAAUUCCCAUCAUAGCUUUAACAGCACAUACAAAGGAAGUAACAGAUAAGAUUGUUCAAGUUGGAAUGGAUUAUUACAUAGAAAAACACUUCGAUGGUGCUAAGCUUCUGAAAGCCAUAGAUUAUAUAGAGCAUAAAGAAGUUUAAGAGAUCAUAAAAAGUCUCUAUUUCUUCGAGUCGUUAUGUAAGAUAUAAAGUAAGAUUUCUCCGGAAACUCUUGCAAAGGGCUGCUCAAGUGUCUUUCUCAUAGUUUUAUGUUGUUUUGUUAAGUUUAGUGUCCUGUUUUUACUUCUAUGUAAACAUUUUUGUGCUGUGUAAAACAUGAAAUGCAUGCAUAGAGAUUUAAAACUUUGAAAUAUUCACACCAACACAUAGA
Molecule: messenger RNA, 6331 nt
Organism: Lycium barbarum (goji berry)
Lineage: Eukaryota; Viridiplantae; Streptophyta; Magnoliopsida; Solanales; Solanaceae
Product: histidine kinase CKI1-like
Exons: 2
Coding region: 4218-5621 (467 amino acids)
Cellular component (GO): nucleus
Source: RefSeq, a predicted model, not a curated record